AUGAAGGUGUACUCUCCAGUGACUCCCGUGCCCACCAUGGCCCCUCUCAACUCCUAUAUGACCUUGAACCCUCUCGGCUCUCCCUACCCUCCAGGAGGGCUUCAAGCCUCCCCGCUGCCCACAGGACCCCUGGCACCCCCGGCCCCGACAGCACCCCUGGGGCCCACCUUCCCAGGCCUGGGUGCCGGUGGCAACAGCGGGAGCGGUGCCGCCAAGCCUCCCUACUCCUACAUCUCUCUCAUCACCAUGGCCAUCCAGCAGGCGCCAGGCAAGAUGCUGACCCUGAGCGAGAUCUACCAAUGGAUCAUGGACCUCUUCCCGUACUACCGGGAGAACCAGCAACGUUGGCAGAACUCCAUCCGCCACUCGCUGUCCUUCAAUGACUGCUUCAGUGGGGAAGAAGUGAGGGGUCUGGAGGGAGCCUCUCCUUCCUCUACGCCCUAUUUCACUGGCCUGGAGCUCCCAGGGGAACUCAAGUUGGAUGCACCCUACAACUUUAACCACCCUUUCUCUAUCAACAACCUGAUGUCGGAACAGACACCAGCACCUUCCAAACUGGAUGUGGGGUUUGGGGGCUACGGGGCUGAGGGUGGGGAGCCAGGGGUCUACUACCAGAACCUGUAUUCCCGCUCUCUGCUUAACGCAUCCUAG
Molecule: messenger RNA, 651 nt
Organism: Cricetulus griseus (Chinese hamster)
Lineage: Eukaryota; Metazoa; Chordata; Mammalia; Rodentia; Cricetidae
Source: RefSeq, a predicted model, not a curated record